Messenger RNA from Ornithorhynchus anatinus (platypus), 2027 nucleotides. RefSeq names its product histo-blood group ABO system transferase 2-like. Gene Ontology annotation, molecular function: hexosyltransferase activity. Gene Ontology annotation, cellular component: membrane; Golgi apparatus; vesicle. The record is from RefSeq and is a predicted model, not a curated record. Gene Ontology annotation, biological process: carbohydrate metabolic process. Bases 634 to 1590 code for a protein of 318 amino acids. The transcript has 4 exons. Lineage: Eukaryota; Metazoa; Chordata; Mammalia; Monotremata; Ornithorhynchidae.
GUAAGCGCUCAAUAAGUAUGAUGGAAUGAGUGAAUGAAUGAGGAGGAAGAGGAGGAGGGGGGAUGGAGAAUCACUGGUUCUGAUACUUGCCUAGCUGGGAGCACUCAGUUAGUGGAAAGAGAGCUAUAAGGUGGGUGUUCUCUGAAAGUCAUAGCCUGGCUCUCAAACACCUGCAGCUUGUUCUAAAACAGUAAAUCCAGAAGUAAACUGAUAUUUUGAGAUUUGUUAUUUUCACCCAUUUCUACCUGUGGAAGCCUUCCCUAAUUUUAAACCAAGUUCCUCAUAACAACUGCGAAAGCCAAACUGAAGUCCUUUUACAGCCUCACUUUACAGAGAAACUGAAUCCCUGGGAGGUUACAAAACAUUGAAUCCUUUUCUUCCAAUUGCUCCCAGGCUCAGAGAAUGGUUUUUAAGCGACUGGGUGGUUCUUCCCUAAGUGGUGGAAUCCUUGGCGUUUAAUCACUGUCUCAUUCCGCCCCAUAUUGUUGGGAGGAGCCUUUGAGGAGAGCAGCAGAUCAAAGACUAUCCCCAACAGUAUUGUGUUUCAUUUCUGUCAGCUAAAAAGUGAUGAAACGGGGGUGGGUUCUCUGGCAAUAAAGCAACGGUUUUACCAUUUUGUUCCUGCAAUCCUAAAUGGUAUCAUUGCGCCUUUCUGGACUUUUGGCAAUGGAAUUUCAUCAGCCCGAUGUUCUCCGAGCCUGGGAGCAUUUGGCAGAAAAGGAAUCAACGUUGAUUUACCCCAAACCACAAGUUCUACAUCCUCCGAGAAAUGACGUCCUGGUAAUUACUCCCUGGCUUGCUCCAGUUGUCUGGGAAGGGACUUUUAACAUUGAUAUCAUAAAUGAGCAAUUCAGGCAAAGGAACAUCACCGUGGGACUGACAGUGUUUGCCAUCAAAAAGUAUGUGGUCUUCCUGAAGUUGUUCCUGGAAACCGCAGAGAAGCACUUCAUGGUGGGGCACAAGGUGAAUUAUUACGUCUACACGGACCGACCAGCUGACGUCCCCGCCGUCCCCCUCCGGGAAGGAAGGAAGAUGGUGGUGCUGGAAGUCCAGAACUACGCCCGUUGGCAGGACGUCUCCAUGCACCGCAUGGAGAUGAUCAGCUACUUCGCCCAGCAACGCUUCCACCGGGAAGUAGACUAUCUCGUGUGUGCUGACGUAGAUAUGAAGUUCAGCGACCACGUCGGGGUGGAGAUUCUGAGCCCUCUGUUCGGCACUCUCCACCCGGGCUUCUACGGGGCCGAACGGAGAUCCUUCACCUACGAGCGGCGGCCCUUGUCUCAAGCCUACAUUCCCCCGGACGAGGGGGACUUCUACUACAUGGGGGCCUUUUUUGGAGGGACAGUGAGCGAGGUGUACAAGCUCACCAAGGAGUGUCACCAAGCCAUGAUGAUGGACAAGAGCAAUCGCAUUGAAGCAGUUUGGCACGAUGAGAGUCACCUAAACAAAUAUCUGCUUUACCAUAAACCAACCAAAGUUCUUUCUCCAGAAUACAUGUGGGAUGAGCAACUUCUGGGAAGGCCGGCCAUCCUUCAGAAAUUGAGGUAUGUGGCCGUGCCUAAGAACCAUGCCGAAAUUCGAAACAGAUGAGAACCUUCCUUUGGAAAGGAUUGGUGAAAGAUUGCGGUGAUGGACAUUUAAGGCUUUCCCCUGGUUUCCUUUUUAUUGUCUUGGUGAUCAGUUGAAAGGGAGGAAUGUAACCUCCUGCUUAUUCAGAAGACAGUUUGAACUAAUGUGGAAAAAAUAGUUUGUAUUCACUUCUAGCUAGUUCACUCAUUUAAAAAAAAAAGUCACUUAGACUGCUUGUUUACAGACUGUGUGAAUAGACUGUUCCACUUUUAAAUUGAUCACCCCAAAUAUUCUCCUGCCAAAGAGUUCGGUUUCAGGGUAUUUGGAAUAUUUAAAAUUGGGUUCUUCCUUGCUAAAUACAAACAGGAGAAUAGAACCCAAGGCUGUCUCUUUGCUGCUUUUCAUGUUUGGUUAUCUGAACAAAAAACAGGGAAUAAACGAAACCAAAGUGAAGCUUU